CUGGAAGAGUGCUCUACUGUUUGAUAGGAAUUAAAGGCUCUCUUUUACAUUGACAUACAUAGAGAUUGAGAGCCAAACUGUGAUCAACACAUUGUUAACACAUUUUGCAUUUUCUGAAGAGUAUUUUCCAAAUUAUUUACUUUAUAAAUAUCUCUGACUUGAAAAAUAUCAAUAUAUUCGAGGAGUAGUUCACAUCCGCAACAGUUUAGUGGAAGAGUUGGUGAGAAUAGUUGUAUAGCCUAUCGAUUCUCUCACAACAAUUCACUCGAUAAUAACUUCUACAGUAUUUCACUGUUUUUUACAACUUGUUAACUAUAAGUGUUGAAUCAAAAACCACUUAUAAGUAGAUUGUAUAAUGAAUUCGUUCAAAGAGGGCUGGUUUACAGAGACCGGAGUUCUCAACUCCAACACAACUAACUUAUCCAUAAGAGUGGAUCAGAUUAUUCACAAACAGAAGUCCAAGUUUCAGGAUAUUCUGGUCUUUCAGAGUGAAUUGUUUGGUCGAUGUCUUGUAUUGGAUGACGCGAUCCAAUGCACAGAAAAGGAUGAGUUCUCAUAUCAAGAGAUGAUAGCAUUCCUUCCCCUCAAUUCACACCAAAAGCCCCAAAAAGUGCUUAUUAUAGGCGGCGGUGACGGAGGGGUUGUUCGCGAAGCUGUGAAACACCCUUUGGUUGAAGAGGUGAUAAUGUGUGAGAUCGAUGAGGCGGUGGUCGAUGUGUCCAAACGAUUCCUGCCAUUUAUGUCCGGAGCCUUCGAAAGCCCUAAACUGAAACUUCUGUUCGAAGACGGAUACGAAUACGUGAAGAAUCAUAAGAAUGAAUUCGAUGUCAUUAUUACCGACAGCUCUGAUCCGAAAGGACCGGCGGAAUGUCUAUUCCAAGAACCGUAUUAUAGAGCGCUCUUCGAAUCUCUGAGAAGCGGAGGAAUCAUCUGCUGUCAGGCGGAGUCCUAUUGGUUUGAUUUGCCGUUUAUUAAACAAUUGCAUUCCAAAUGCAAAGGCAUUUUCCAAUCGGUGGCCUACGGGUCCACUUGUGUGCCGUCAUAUCCUUCCGGACAAAUUGGUUUUCUCGUCUGUUGUAAAGAUAAAGCCAUCGAUUUCUCGGAUCCGAUCCACAAGUUUUCGCUCAAAGAAUGUAAUUCAAUGAACUUAAGGUAUUAUACCAGCGAAUUACACACCUAUGCCUUCAGACUACCGCCGUUUGUCCAAAAGGUUUGUAUUCAAUGCUUUCCAUUUCAUAAGACAUUAACUAAUUAUACUUAAUUUAAAUGAUAGGAAUUGGACUCCAGUUAGCAAAUCAAUCGAUUCUUUGCCUUAAUUCGACUCAAAAUAUAUAUCAAACACUAAACUAAUGGUUAGAUUUAUGGACCAAACAAAUAAUAGAUGUUAUUUUUUGUUAUAAUUUUUCAAUCAAGACAUUUAAUCGUUUUAUAUUUUGAGUAAAUAUUGAUUAAAAUCUACAUUAAACUCAAUUUCUAAGAGAUAAACA
Molecule: messenger RNA, 1487 nt
Organism: Medioppia subpectinata
Lineage: Eukaryota; Metazoa; Arthropoda; Arachnida; Sarcoptiformes; Oppiidae
Source: the annotation of a GenBank genome assembly